AUGGCCAAGGCCGAGUCCGAUCUCAGAUCCAUCCUUGAUGGCGGCUUUGAUCCUCAGAAGUUCCCCUGGUACGAACCUGAGUUGAUCGAGGCCCCUGAGCCUGCAAAGACUCUGCUCGAGAAGUACAGCAAAAUCCCGCCUGAUCAGGUGGUGGACCAUGUGAAGAAAGUGGUGAGUCUUUCCAUCCAUGGUGGGAGUGUCUAUGCUAAUAACUAUGGAAUGACCCAGAGAGAUCGAGCAUUUGCUGUGUUCCCGUACCCUUGCAUUGGAUCAUUCCGAUUCCUGGACUUGAGCAUCCCACAAUCACCACUAUACCCCGAGAUCCUUGACAGACUGAAGUCUGGCCAGAAACUGCUCGAUGUUGGAUGUGCGGUGGGGCAAGAGUUGCGUCAACUGGCCUUCGAUGGGGUCCCCUCUGAGAACCUCUAUGCCUCAGACCUGCGCCAAGACUUCUACGACAUUGGGUACGACCUUUUCAACGACCAUGAUCACCUCAAAGCCCAGUUCAUAGUAGCAGACAUAUUCGACGACAACUCCGAUCUAGUGAAGAACCUGACCCACAAAAUUGAUAUUGUUAAUGCGGCUUCUUUCUUCCACCUUUUCAACUGGAACCAGCAGAUUCUUGUUGCGAAGCGGCUCGUCGGGUUACUCCAGGAUAAGCCUGGCUCUCUUCUAAUCGGGCGACAGAUUGGUCUAGUGAACCCUCCUCCUCCGGAAGACGAGGAGGCCGCUGGGAAGCACUAUCGUCAUGAUCCUGCUACGUGGAAGAGAUUCUGGGAGCAGGUGGGUGCUGAAACGGGGACGAAAUGGGAGGUUGAGACCAGGAUGGAGAAGUGGGCUGGGGCAGAUAAGAUGAUGAAAGACUACCAUGAGGGGAUGGACACUUUCAAACUGAGGUUUAGUGUUCGGAGGCUGUGA
Penicillium robsamsonii is the source of this 918-nucleotide messenger RNA. RefSeq lists its product as uncharacterized. The record is from RefSeq and is a predicted model, not a curated record. Lineage: Eukaryota; Fungi; Ascomycota; Eurotiomycetes; Eurotiales; Aspergillaceae. The transcript has 3 exons. The coding region runs from base 1 to 918 and encodes 305 amino acids.